This is a messenger RNA of Cynocephalus volans (Philippine flying lemur), 1212 nucleotides long. RefSeq names its product mitochondrial inner membrane protein MPV17 (gene MPV17). Gene Ontology annotation, cellular component: membrane; mitochondrion; cytoplasm. The coding region runs from base 221 to 859 and encodes 212 amino acids. Gene Ontology annotation, biological process: cellular response to reactive oxygen species. NCBI's taxonomy places the organism in Eukaryota, Metazoa, Chordata, Mammalia, Dermoptera, Cynocephalidae. The transcript is spliced from 7 exons. The record is from RefSeq and is a predicted model, not a curated record.
GGUCACUGGCUGAAGACGCCGCGCGCGGCGAACGCCCUCAGGGCGUGUUGGGCCGUUUCCGGUGUGGGGUUGGACUCAGGAAGGAUGCAGACUGUUUCACAUAGUCUGAAUUUGGAGAAAGACCAGGCUCACUCUCCGGGGACCAGGCUGUGGGUGGAGGCCAGAACAAGCCUGUCCUCAUGAGUGUUGUCUGGUUGGGACAGGAGGCCCCCCAGGAAGUAUGGCACUCUGGCGGGCAUACCAACGGGCCCUGGCUGCUCACCCGUGGAAAGUACAGGUCCUGACGGCUGGGUCCCUGAUGGGCCUGGGUGACAUUAUCUCACAGCAGCUGGUGGAGAGGAGGGGUCUGCAGGAACACCGAAUGGGCCGGACCCUGACCAUGGUAUCCCUGGGCUGUGGCUUUGUGGGCCCUGUACUAGGAGGCUGGUAUAGAGUUUUGGACCGGUUCAUUCCUGGCACCACCAAGAUGGAUGCACUGAAAAAGAUGUUGUUGGAUCAGGGGGGCUUCGCACCAUGUUUUCUAGGCUGCUUCCUCCCACUGGUAGGGACACUCAAUGGACUUUCAGCCGAGGACAAUUGGGCCAAACUACAGCAGGAUUAUCCUGAUGCCCUCAUCACCAACUACUAUGUUGGCUGUUGUCCAGUGUGUUGCUGUUAUCUGGAACGCCUACCUGUCCUGGAAGGCACAUCAUCUGUAAACCUGCCUCACUCCACUGUUUCCACCUUGCAGUGGUGCAGCGUGACCUUGGAAUGGUCAGACAACCUACUCAGAGUGGACACAUCAGCUUCCAUGGGGCUGCAUUGUCGAUCAGAACUUAAUGGGAUUCUCGCUUUGAAAUGCGCCAUUUCACUACUCUGAAAUGUGAAAUGACCACUUUUGAAACUACUAAAGCCUUUAUUUUAUUAUUUUUUUUUUUUAAAGAUGACUGGUAAGGGGAUCUUAACCCUUGACUUGGUGUUGUCAGGGAUUCCUAUGUCACGCUCAGCCAGUGAGCGAACCGGCCAUCCGUAUAUGGGAUCCGAACCCGGGGCCUUGGUGUUAUCAGCACCGCACUCUCCCGAGUGAGGCACGGGCCGGCCCCCUACUAAAGCCUUUAUAAUGGUAUUAUUCCCAUCACAUACUAGGCAUUCCAUAAAUAUUUGUUGAACCAUAUGACCUUGUCAACUUUACACCCACACCCCAGCAAAUAAAUGCCACUUCCCCACUCUUUA